Molecule: messenger RNA, 597 nt
Organism: Dictyostelium discoideum AX4
Lineage: Eukaryota; Evosea; Eumycetozoa; Dictyosteliales; Dictyosteliaceae
Exons: 4
Coding region: 1-597 (198 amino acids)
Source: RefSeq, a predicted model, not a curated record
AUGACCAAACCAACCUUGACAUACUUUCCAGUUCGUGGAAGAGUUCAAUUUCCAAGAUGUUUAUUAGAAUACCUUGGUGAAGAAUAUAAUUUUAACGAGGUUAAAACUAUAUCUGAUGAUUUAAGAAAACAAUUAUUGUUUAAACAACUACCACUUUAUCAAGAAGGAGAUUUCAAAAUCGUUCAAACUCCUGCAAUAAUUGAUUACAUUUCAGAGAAACAUGAUUUUCGUGGUAAAACCAAAGAAGAAAGAGCAAGAGCUCAUCAAUGUUUAGCAGGUAUAAUGGAAGUUUUGGACCAUUGUUUGGGAUAUUCAUUUAAAAUGGAUAAACAACAACAAGAAAAAUUCAGAAAUGAAAGUCCAAUAAAGAAAUUUUUUGAAGGUUUUGAAAUGGUACUUUCUCAAAAUAAAUAUUUGGCAUCUGGUGAAAAAGAAACUUAUGUUGAUCUUAUGGCAUUUGUAAUGGUUGACUAUGUCACUAAUUUGGGUCUUAUGCCAAGUGGUGAUUAUCCUAAACUAAUCUCUUUGAAAAAACAUUAUGAAUCAUCACCACAACUUAAAAAAUAUUUGGAAUCAAGACCACAAUCUAAUUUCUAG